AUUAAAAUAAACACGUGAUUAGAAUCACGUUAUAAUUUAAAAAUUUUAUUAUAAUUAAAUAUUAUAUACUAUAAAUUCUCUCAAUGAAUAAAUUAAACGAUAUUGAUUCUGGGGAAAAAGGGGAGAAAGAUAUAUGUGCUUUUGAUGAAACCUAUGUUGAUUCCUAUUUUGGGAAAAAAUGCAACUUACAAAUCGUAUGGUUCAACGUUUAUUGGUAUAUUGUGCUUCAUUGUUUAGCCCUUUAUGGCCUCUAUUUGACGUUCUCUACAGGAUUAUCUACACUAAUAUUUACCUUAUUUAUGUAUGCCAUAUCUGGUUUGGGAAUUACAGCUGGUGCUCAUCGUCUUUGGAGCCAUAGAUCAUAUCAGGCUAAAACACCCCUUCAAAUUUUAUUAGCUAUAUUUAAUACAGCUGCUGCUCAAAAUAGUGCUAUAGAAUGGUGUAGAGAUCAUAGAGUUCAUCACAAGUAUUCUGAAACAAAUGCAGAUCCCCAUAAUGCUUUACGAGGCUUUUUCUUUGCACACAUGGGUUGGUUAAUGGUAAGGAAACACCCAGAAGUUAAAUCGAAAGGGAAAAAUAUAUCUAUUAAAGAUUUGGAAAACAAUCCAAUAUUGAAAUUUCAAAAAAAAUAUUAUCUACCAUUGGUUAUAUUAAUUGGAGUAAUAUUUCCUACAUUUCUUCCAACAUUAUGGGGUGAAAGUGCUUGGAGGGCCUUUUUUGUAUCUGGUAUAAGCAGGUAUGUAAUGGUUCUACAUGCUACUUGGUUAGUAAAUUCUUUAGCCCAUCUUUUUGGCAACAAGCCAUAUGACCAACAGAUAAAUCCAGCUGAGUCGUUACCUGUGUGCAUAUUGGCGAUAGGGGAAGGCUUCCACAACUAUCACCACACUUUUCCUCACGAUUAUUCCACUUCCGAAUUUGGAGUAACCCUCAAUGUCACAACCUUUUUCAUUAACUGUAUGGCCAAAAUAGGAUGGGCUUAUGAUCUCAAAAAGGUUAGCCACAAAGCUGUGACCAGCAGGAAGUUGAGAACUGGGGAUGGCACCAAAAAUAUUUUUCUGCCCAUUAAAACAUCAAAGUCUAAUGCACGUUUAGGGGAAAUUUUAGAGGAAGAGAAGGAGGAAAAGCCUGUUGAAGAAGUCACCAGAGGAGCCGAAGAAAAUGAUUCCUCCACCACUCUAAGGAAAAGGAAUAUAAAUGUUGGCACAAUAAUCGUUGACAACAGUCAAAGUAACAAGGAAGAUCAACCAGAGGAAAUGAGUAACAAUAUCGAAAAAUUUAAAAGUGUAACCGAUACACCAAAUCUCAUCGAGACCCCAAAUUGCUUAUUUGCUCCUGGUUCUAUGCAGAAGAUGACAAGUGCGCUUGAUUUCGAUAUCUCAAAUAUGGCCAAUGUUAUGAAACCCCUUUCCCCCUGCGUCGACUUGGGACAAAAUUUACUAGAGAAAUUUUUCUCUUUCAACUGUAACACAUCUGUUAACUUCAAUAAUCAUAUCGGAAUCCAGCACAGGAGGUCCCAUUCGGAGACUGGUCUCUCCAGCUUUAACCAUUCUAUAGCUAAUAAGGGUGACGACUGCAGAUCAUCCUUAUUUCUGUCUCGUCAGAGAAGUAUCAACGGCUUUGAUAUGGAGUGCAUGAAAGGAGGUACAAACAAUUGCUUCAAUUUUUUGAAAGUUGGUAAUGGCUAAUUGUCAAUUAAUCAAAUUUUAUUGUAAAACUUUAUAUUAUUAAUAAAAUAUUAUUUUAUUGAUCCAUUUAUAUUUCCUUCUUUAAGAAUUUUUUUUUUAAUUAUUAUUUUUUUUUAUAAAUUAUAUAUUCGUUUGGUUUUAUGUAUAAACCUCAACGCUCAAUAACCUUUUCCAAAUAACAUUUAUAUGAUUAAAUUUUAUGUAUCGAUAUUAUAGGCAAAAAAAUUGAUAUUAAUAAUAAAUAUAAUAUAACAAUAGUAAACCAUUAUCUUUAUUAUAUAAAGGCAUAAUCUUGUUUUUAUCUGUAAUUAUAUAUUAUAAAUUUUUUUUAUCAAAUAUUAUGUGUACCAUUUCAACUAUUACUAUAUUUAUAUUAAAUUAGUUUUGUUAAUAUACGUCAUUUCACCAGCCCGUUGAUUUUAAUUUCAAAAUGUUUUUCCUGUAAUUUUUUUUUUUAAAAGCUCAAAAUUUAUCCUGGAUAUUUCUAAAUUAAAAUUUUUUUUUAGCUUCUAAUGUUUUUAUUUAUUUGAUAGACUAUCCAAUUUUAUAUAUCAUUAUUAUAUAUGGCAAUAAAAGUCCAACUUAGUUAUGAUUAUAAUCCUUGCGUAAAUUAAAUACCCCUUUUAGACUAUGUAGAUACAUAAUUAUUAUAUUUAUAAAUAAUAUAGUUAAAUUGUUUAACUAGUCAAAUAUAUCCUUUUUAUAUUAAAUUUCGUA
Gordionus sp. m RMFG-2023 is the source of this 2402-nucleotide messenger RNA. Its product is annotated as acyl-CoA desaturase-like. The transcript has 5 exons. The record is from RefSeq and is a predicted model, not a curated record. Gene Ontology annotation, cellular component: endoplasmic reticulum membrane. Lineage: Eukaryota; Metazoa; Nematomorpha; Gordioida; Chordodea; Parachordodidae. Gene Ontology annotation, biological process: unsaturated fatty acid biosynthetic process. Gene Ontology annotation, molecular function: stearoyl-CoA 9-desaturase activity; iron ion binding. The coding region runs from base 84 to 1685 and encodes 533 amino acids.